Molecule: messenger RNA, 1251 nt
Organism: Botrytis fragariae
Lineage: Eukaryota; Fungi; Ascomycota; Leotiomycetes; Helotiales; Sclerotiniaceae
Exons: 4
Coding region: 1-1251 (416 amino acids)
Source: RefSeq, a predicted model, not a curated record
AUGUUUGUAACGUAUGAUAUAUCCUGGUAUGACGAGGUUGACGAAUCUGAGCCCGUUGGUUCCAAAAUAUACCCAUUUAGCCCAGAAUACACACGCGGAGCCUUCAAAAUCGAGUAUGAGAGAUGCAAAGACUUUUAUAAGUCCAGUGGUGUAUCAUUAAAUUCUAUUGAGUGGUUAGCACAAUAUGCGUUCUGUGGUGGUAUCCCACCAUAUAAAGGCGAAGAACCACAUGCCGAGGGAUUUGGCCCAGCAAUUUGCAUGUGGAAACCUGAUGAUUGGGCCUUUGACCCAUCCUUUACUGAUUAUGAGGUGCAAGACUUAGGUUUCAGGAGAUUCGACAGCCAUGAUAUUGAGAUACUCGAAGAGCUAGCAGUAGGGCUGGAUGAAGAUGGCGAGAUAGUAAGAACCUCUAAGUUGGAACAUGUGCUCAUGUGGACCAGAUUAGCUAGUGGACGAAAUGGCUGGGAGAAUUUCGAAGUAUACUUCACACACCUUGAUGGCUUCGACCUGCGUUACAGAACAUCCGUGGGUUUUCAUUCAGUGAGAAAUGAUAACGACCUCCCGGAUAUUUUCCUCGAAGACUGGAUCUUUAUUAGGAAUUGUUCUCCUAUCAAUACUGGUCUCUCGGCUGCUUGUGAGUUGGAACAUAGCCAGCUCUCAGAUCAAGGUCUUCGACUGCUAUCUUCCGAACAACAAUCGACGAAUUCAACGACAGAGAUGAAACGCCACUUGAGUAUGAAGGGCCAAGAGCAAAAUCCUGCAGAUGAAAUUGAUACUGGCACUUGGGAUGCACCAGAGAACUUCCCUGAGCACUUGCAGAGUGCUUCAAAGUCCUCCCAGUCAGACCUCAUCUCAUACACACCUCCCAAUCCAAGAUCGCCGUGGAAUACCGGACUAGGAACUGUACUUCUGGCGCCCGCUCCCGACACCCAACUUCUCGGCUUCGAAACCACCAAACUCCGAAUAUCUUCGCACACCCAACAACCCCUCAAAAGCAACCGCUGCCACGAGCUCUCCAACCUCGAACAGCUAUCCCAAGCUCGCAUUCUCAUUUUCGGUCCCUGCCGUGCUCAAGACGGAAGAGUCUCAGAUAUCGCAUUAGUCUUCAUUCAAGGGUCGCCAUAUGCUCGUCAUCAAGCGGUUAAAGUUCUUACUGCUUUUCAAGCCAAUUCGGAGAAGGGAUCGAUGGAGUCGAAUGUCAAUUUUAUGUUUCUGGUACCGAGUCACUCGAGGAGGAGGAAGGUCAAGUGA